CUUCACUCUAACAAGUCUGGGCAAAACAACUGCGUAAUACAAUUGUCUGUUAUUGUCAGGUCCAAUAAUUAACAUUAUUUGACUACGCGUAAUUAUGAGUUAAAGAAUCAGUCUUAGUCUAGUAAUGCACUUUCACUUUUUACAAUGAAUUCAAAAACAACUCCAAGGGACGAUCCAUUAGAUGACGGGUGUGAUAUAAGCGAUGCACAACUCCUCAGGAUACAGUCGGAGCGUCUCGCCCCGUCUGACCAACCUAGUUUGACUCCCCCUGCUGGUACCAGUUUGACUCCUGCUGGUACCAGUCUGACUCCUGCUAGUACCAGUUUGACUCCUGCUGGUACCAGUCUGACUACCGCUGGUGGUACCAGUCUGACUCCCGCUGGUGGUACCAGUCUGACUCCUGCGUAUGGUACCAAUGUGACUCCUGCUAGUGGUACCAGUACCAGUUUGAGCGCUGGUGCUGAUCAACACAGUCCGACACUGGGUGUGUGUGUGGUCGAUGAUGGCCAGUCCCUUGCCAAGAAGGAGGAGAGAAUCGAUGGCCAAAUUAAGAAACGGGGUCACGUGGUCGUGGCCACGUUCGAAAGGCUGAGCAACAAUAGGAGCAUUGUUGCCCUGUCUAUCCCAGACCAGAGUCCAAUGGAGAGGUUCAGUAAGCAUCACCUGAAUGUUACUCAGCUGUGUGAGCAGUCAUGGUGUGAAAUUAAAGUGGUCUAUGGGUUCCUCAAGCCUCAUAUGAAGAGGAGAGAGAUGAGAAGGACUGCAGUGAUGACCGGGGCCAGUAUUCAUCUUGCUAGAGAACUGGAGGCAAACCCAGAUGCUGUGACUGUGGUUGUUCAUACCAGAGAGGACAGGGAAGCCUUGAAACUCAUCAACCUGAUACAGAUGGUCCCAGCUCUGGAGGCAGGCCAGCUUGUGCGGGAGUUUCCAGUGUUAGGUGUGUUGGAUGGGGUGUUUUUCCUGGGUGUGGUUGAUGAGCUGUAUUGUAGUAAGUCUGGGGAACUGGUCCUGAGUGAACUGAAGACCCGCAGUCACAACUCCCUGCCGCAUCCUGCCCAGGCCAAGGGACACUCUCUACAGGUGGGUGUGUAUAAGCUGCUGUUUGACUCCAUGGUUCAGGGUUCUAUGAAGCGGGAUCAGCUCCUCCACUACCUCAAGCUCCGGCCCCACCAGGCCUUUGGGUCAGAGCUCCAGAGCUAUGCCCAGAAAUUGGGCCUCCUGGCAGUCACCUUCGGAGAGCUUGUGGACCACCUGUUGGUUGUGCUACAUUUCUGUAACCUCCAGCCCAUUGACAAGCUAUGCCUGGAAUACAGACAUCAGAGCUCCGGAGUCCUCAUAGGAAACAGGGAGGUAGAGUUUAAGGAGACCCAGCUAAGGGCUGAGCUCAGGGACUACCUGGCCUUCUGGAGGGGGGAGAGGGAGCCCCAUGGAGUGGAUAUUGAGGAUAUAGAAGAGGCUUGGAAGUGUAGGAUGUGCCCCUAUGAGGAGAGCUGUGAAUGGAAGAGGAGUAGGUUGCAAGAGGUGAUGGUUGAUGGCAGUAAGAAAGCCAAAUUGGAUGGUUCUAAAUCAGAGUCUCCCAAUUCAAGUCGGAGGGUCCCAAAUUGAAGUUUGUCAGGUCUGAGAAUCCAAAAUGGGAGAGUCCAGGGUUGGAUAGUCCAACAGUGGAUAGCCUGACAUCGGUAUGACUUCCGUCAUAAUUUUAGGGGUUUACAAUAGGGUUGAAUAGAGGGGAGUGGCCUCCCGAGUGGCGCAGUGUUCUAAGGCACUGCAUCGCAGUUCUAGCUGUGCCACUAGAGAUUCUGGGUUCGAGUCCAGGCUCUGUCGCAGCCGGCCGUGACCAGGAGACCCAUGCGGCGGCGCACAAUUGGCCUAGCUCAGCGCUGUCCGGAUUAGGGGAGGGUUUGGCCGGCAGGGAUAUCCUUGUCCCAUCGCGCACUAGUGACUCGUGUGGCAGGGUGGGCGCAGUGCACGCUGACACGGUCGCCAGAGGUACUGUGUUUCCUCCAACACAUUGGUGUAGCUGGCUUCCGGGUUAAGUGGGCAUUGUGUCAAGAAGCAGUGCGGCUUGGUUGGGCUGUGUUUCGGAGGACCCACAGCUCUCGAUCUUCGCCUCUCCCGAGUCCAUACGGGAGUUGCAGCAACGAGAAAAAACUGUAACUACCAACUGGAUACCACGAAAUUGGGGCAAAAAAGGGGUACAUUUUUUUAUACAUUUUGAAUAGCGGGAACCGGGUUACAGAGAUCUACUGAGAUUUCCCUCCCAAACCCACUCCCUUUUCCCGGGAUAAAUAACUGAGAAACUGGUAAAUUAUAAUACAUUAUUUCAGCAUGACAUAAAAUGGAACUGUUAAAUUAUACAGUUGAAGUCAGAAGUUUACGUACACUUAGGUUGGAGUCAUUAAAACUCAUUUUUCAACCACUCCACAAAUUUCUUGUUAACAAACUAUAGUUUUGGCAAGUCGGUUAGGACAUCUACUGUGUGCAUUACACAAGUAAUUUUUCCAACAAUUGUUUACAGACAGAUUAUUUCACUUAUAAUU
This is a messenger RNA of Salmo salar (Atlantic salmon), 2540 nucleotides long. RefSeq names its product exonuclease V. Gene Ontology annotation, cellular component: nucleus. Gene Ontology annotation, biological process: interstrand cross-link repair. Gene Ontology annotation, molecular function: single-stranded DNA 5'-3' DNA exonuclease activity. The record is from RefSeq and is a predicted model, not a curated record. NCBI's taxonomy places the organism in Eukaryota, Metazoa, Chordata, Actinopteri, Salmoniformes, Salmonidae.